Blepharisma stoltei is the source of this 2586-nucleotide messenger RNA. Lineage: Eukaryota; Ciliophora; Heterotrichea; Heterotrichida; Blepharismidae. The record is from the annotation of a GenBank genome assembly.
AUGUCUGAAUUAUCCUUAUUUGAUUAUUCAUUAAACAAAUAAAAAUAAAAAAAAUUCUAAUUUGUGUAGGAAUUGGCAUAAAUAUUAAAAAUAAUUUUUAAAAAAUUAAUAAAUAUAGCGCUUUCCCGAGGAUGGCAUCCACACGGGAACUGGGAGUUCCACGUGUGGAUGCCAUUUUGACAUGUGGAAGUUUGGAUCCCACAUGUCAAAAAUGGCAUCCACACGUGGAACUCCAGUUCCCGUGUGAUGGAUGCUUAGUUGACUUUCCCGAGGAUGGCGCCAUUCCGCGCCAUCCUCGGGAAAGCGCUAUAUAUCAUAAGUUAUGAAGAAAGGGAUAGUGAUAGCGAAAGAACGAGAGAAGACCUUUUUCAUGUGAAAGAGGAAUUCUUAAACACGUUUCAAAGACUUUAUUUAUAUCAGCUUGAGUUUGAGAGGUCCUUACAUGAGCUUUCAAUCCAAAAAGCGAUGCUAGAUGAACAUAUCGAUAGACUAGAAUUUUUAGACGCUCAAUUGCCAGCAGAUAAUCCUGAUAAUGUGUUUAUGCAGCCUGCUUCUAGGGAUUUUUCAUUCAGUAAUCCAGGGACAGAAAAUACGACUUUUUCUUUUGGAGAAAUUGAUGAAAAUAUUGAGGUAGGCAGCAUACAAUAUUUAUUAUUUUUUUUAAUUUUUAAUAUUUUUUUAUCUCAAAAAUAGAUAAUUUACUGUAUAUCAUAUCCCGGUAGAUUUAGAAGAGUACAAAAAAAUAGAAAUCCGUCAUGUAUUUCAGCCCAAGAAAACAGGCUAUGAGCUCACAAAAGAGUUCCCUAUCAUAAUUGGAGAGACUAUUGCAGAGCGAUACAGAAUUGACAGAAUAAUCGCGUCCACUGAUAUGUCAUGUGUCCUUGAAUGUGCUGACCUAACCGGUAAGCGAAAAACUUGUAUCAAAGUUAUAGAGAACGACAAAAGGUGCUUAGACAGAGGAUUGGAUGAAAUAAGGAUCCUUGAGACCUUAAAAGAAAAUUCUAACGUGAACAAAAAAAUUUUGUUCACUCACAGAGGGGAGUCAAUUUUUUUUUUUAAAAAAAAAUUAUAUAUAAAAUUUAUAUAAAAAAUAUUUUUUGUCGAAAUUUAAAAAAUCCUAAUUCGCAAAAAUUGGAAAGCAAAUAUUAAUUCAAUUUGCAAAAUUUAUGUUUUAAAAAGCAAUUCGUUUAAAAUUAAACAGAAUUAGCUCUAUAUUUCAUUAUACUAAUUAUCAUUUAUAUAUCAAAAAUUUUUUCCCAUAAAAAAAUUUUUGUUCACUCACGGAGGGUGGGUUUUUGGGCAAAAAAAAAUAGCGAUUUUUCUAAUGAUUUUGUUCACUCACGGAGGGGGGGGAGUAAGGAAAGCCUAUAUAAAUCUCAUAUAGGAAAUCCACUUGAUUAUUUUUAUUUUAAAGAGCAUUUAUUUAUCGUUUUUGAGUUAUUGGGUGAAACUCUGUCCACAAUGAUUUCUGACGAAGAGUACUAUGGGAUUGUAAAAGAGCAGAUAAAGCCUAUACAAUUUCCUUUUAAUUGCCUAUAUGAAAAUAGCUUGAAAUUAUAUUGGGUAAUCCAAAGGAAAACUCUAUAUAACAAUUCAGCUUUUGCAGGCUUUGCAAUUUAUCCAUUCAAAUAAUCUUAUUCAUGGAGAUUUAAAUCCAGAAAAUAUUCUUGAAAUGAAGAAAGUCAAGGAAAAUGGGAAAAUUGAUAUAAGGAUAGUAGAUUUUAAUUCCAGUGUGUUUUUUGAUGAUGAACUGAUAUCAUUUCCUAUGUUGGCAUAUACAGCGCCUGAGAUAGUUAACUCUAGAAUUUGUGAUAAAUCAGAUAUGUGAAGCCUUGGCUGUAUCAUUGCAGAGAUUUAUUUGGGCAGACCAUUAUUCCAGCCUAGUUCUGAAGAAGAAUUAUUAUAUGCAGGCUUCUUAUGAAUACCAUUAAGGAAAGCCAUAUAUACAUUAGAAUUAUUACGCUUAACGUCCACCACGGAGGUCAGCAAGACCCAGACCUAUCACCUUCUCUCAAAAAAUGGAUUUUCUGGUAGGCUAUCGGCAAAAAGGAAAACAAGUAGCCUAGGACGUAACCCCUGGUUUCACGCUGGGAAAUUGCCGGAUGGGCCAUAAGGCUUGGCUAGGCGUUCCCUUUCCAACUCCUUGCCUCCUUUACCUGCGAGGUAAAAUCCAUCCCAGAAAACAAGCUAGGGCUAGGCUCUGUACACAACCAGAAUUGCUUACCUAGCAUUGCUGCCCAUUUCCAUAAUGCAAACCUUGCCGGAUAUAAUUUAAAUAGGGCUCGAGACUGCUUGGCCGAGAGGCCAAGCCUAAGUUGAGACGCCAUAUUUAAAUUAUCAUUAAGGAAAGCCAUAUAUAAAAUUAUAUAAGGAUUUUGAUAUAAGGCAUACCAAAUUCAAGAAACAAUUGGAUCAUUUAAUGAUUUAGAUUUGAGCAUGCAUGCAGAAUAUAAAAUAAUGACACCUUUAUCUGAAUUAGUCACUGAUGAUCCUAGAUUGCUAGAUUUUUUAUAUUUAUUAUUAUCACCUAAUCCUGCUAACAGACCUGGGCCAGCUGAAGCAUUGGAACACACUUGGCUGAUUUAA